This is a messenger RNA of Cuscuta epithymum, 10941 nucleotides long. The record is from the annotation of a GenBank genome assembly. NCBI's taxonomy places the organism in Eukaryota, Viridiplantae, Streptophyta, Magnoliopsida, Solanales, Convolvulaceae.
AACAGAACCUAAGUAACACUUUUAUUUGAAUGCUUUGGGCCUCAAAUAUGCUAGAGCAGGCCCUGCUGCAGGGGCGGUAAAGCCAAAAGACGUCAGGCGGGAAAAGAUAAGAAGCCAGGAAGGGAGUAUUUGAACACAUGAGUCCGAUCUGAUCUUGAAUCCAAAUUAGCCUUGAAUCUGUCCUUUUACGUCCACGGUUCUAGUUUCUGUUUGGGUAAUUGGAAAUAAGAGAUCUUAUUAAUCUGGAAACAAAAGUGUGGGUGAGUCAAAGACAAGCACCAGGAAGGAAGGGAGAUGGAGAAGCUCAAAGAGGCAGUAGAUACUUGGCCUAUACAAGCUUGCAGAAAAAGGAAAAGGAAUCUUGAGAAACUGAGCUUUCAGGUAGGAGGGGAGAGGGGAUCCAGUUCUGAACAACAUAACCCAAUUGCCCCUCGAAACCAUCUGCUACAUUCUCUCUUUGCUACCUGUUAGAGAUGGUGUGAGAGCGAGGUUUUCAACAGCUCUGUGGAAAGACCUCCCUGACUAUCGGCCUGUUCUCCACUUUGACCCCCUUACUGUGUUUGGGAAACAAAUUGGGUACAGUCUCAGACAUAUUCGUAACACCAAGUUUGUGAACAUUGUCCAUAGGUUCAUGGAAGUUUGGAUGGGCCAAAAAAUGGGAAAACUUGUUGUUGAGUUUUCUCUUGUGAAUGAACACGCGUCCCAUAUUGAUAGCUGGGUUGAGACCUCUAUUAGAAAGGGAGUCGAGGAAAUACAGCUCAACUUUCGUGGCCUGCGGGAAGGUGAAGAAAGAUAUGUAUUCCCAUCUCAUCUCCUAAACCAUGGUAAAGCAGGCGGAGCAGCGCCUCCUUGCCGUUUGAAGAACUUAAGCCUAACAUUCUGCAAACUGCACCUUUCUCGUGAAUGCAUUAGCUGGUUAUGCAAUUUGACUGCACUCCAUUUGAGUCGUGUGCCUUUGGCUGAGAGGGGGAUCCGACGUCUCCUCUCUGGAGCUUCAAAUCUCCUGUCCCUUUCGCUCCACUCCUGCCCAAUGCCAUUUCUACUCUCCAUACAUGGUCCACACCUCCGUCUCAAGAAAUUGAGCAUCCAGAAUCUUUCAGGGAUCCAACUCAACUGUCCUUGUCUUGAGGUUUUUGAGUAUUCUGGCCACUCGUGUCGUGUCACCCUUAUAGAUGUCCCCUUGUUGAGAGAAAUUAGUCACGAAACUGCGAGAGGCUACGCAUAUGCAUUUGAUCAUCUCACCGCGAACUCCCCAAGUCUUGAAGCCUUGUCCCUUACACUUACUAGCCAGGUACAACCAUUCUUUGCAUCUCUUGCUAGACGCAGUCUAAAAAAGCUUAAUAUAAGAACUAUAAUCCCGAAACCUUUUGACCUUAGGGCUCUCACCUGCAUGUUAAAUGCUUGUCCGCUACUCCAGAUAUUUGAACUACAGGUUUGUUGAUACAGUUUUCUUGUAAUGGUUUUUGGUAUCAUGCUUGUUACUUGAUGAUCAUCCAUGUUGUCUAUAUCAAGCAUACCAUUAUUUCGGAUACCUAGUUGGGUUCCUUUUUGCUGUCACCUGUAUGAACGUUAAGUGCUUGUUCUCUCCUCUCAGGUAGGUAUGUUGAUACAGUUUCCAUCUGCAACAUUACACUGUUUUCUUGUUUAGGACUACUUGAGUAUCUGUGUAGUCCAUUAUAUCAAACAUUCUCUUGCCUAUUGAAUUCAUAUGGAAAGGUUGCUACUUAAUUCGUGCACAUGCCUUCUUUUAUUAUGCAUGUUUGUGUAGUUUGAUCUCUAUGUCGAGAUCAAAGGUGGCUUUUUAAUUUCAUUUUUAUAACAAAUUACUUUUGGAGGAUUUCAAGAAUGACUGAGAAUUGAGGUAACAGGAGUUGCCGAUGAAUUCAUUUUGGAUGAAACAGGGGUUCAUAUCAUAGAAGUUUUGACCUUGUUUUAGCUUCUUAGAAUAUUGACGUUGAUAACCUUCCAUCUUGAAAUGCAGUGUAGUAAUUGUUAUGACCCCAUGCAAGUCGUGCAAACACAAUUCCCAGAGCAACCACAUUUUGAGUUGAAAACAGUGAAGUUUUCUGGUGCUAUUCACCAUUGGAAUGUCAAGGAGCUUGCAGCCUAUUUACUAAAAAAUGCAGUUGCACUUGAGCAGAUAUUCAUUCAAGAUCGAUAUUCUUUAGCAAAAAUAGAGGAUUGGAUGCCAUUGCAAGAGAUUAGUCCAUCUGUACAAGUAGUCAUUUUAGGACGCAAUGACAAGUGAGCUUUUAAUUUAUUGGGUUUCUCAGUCGCCUUUUAUUUUAUUAAAGUUUCUCACUGGCUUUUUAAUUUAUAUUGAAUAUUUGAAGCUACUCAAUGGCUUUGGGUUUCAUCUAUUUGAAGUUACUCAGUCGCCUUUGUGUUGCUUUUGGUAGCAAAUUCUCAUCAUUAGCUUUAUUGCAUCUAACGUGAUAAAUGAUCAGGAAAAUAAGGUACGGAAGAUGGUUGGGCCUUUUUAAUCAUGUGAUUAUUGAUGUGGUUGUGUAUUUAUUUGCCUUGUCAAUUUAGUUGUUACCAUCUUCAUUCGAAAGAAGAUCUCACUACAUUUUACCAUCCUUAAAAAACAAUUUGAAAAGAAAGUGCAGGAAAAUCAAAAUAUUAUGAAGCAAACAAAAGUAUGUUAUAUGAAUUCACAGUGAACAAUAAUGAGCGUCUCCAAACACCUUGAGUUCAUACUCAAAAUUUGAUGACUACAUAAACUGUCCACCAUCUGUAAUAUAUAAGACAGAAGUGUUAGAUAAUUUAAUUCCAUUACAUAAACUUAGUUUUUAUUGAAAUUAAACAAAUCAAUUAAGUAGUUAAAGGGUGCAUCCAAAUUCUAACAUAUAAAUUUCAGUCCAAUUGACUCUGCCUAAGUGUCACCCAUCCACCAGAAACCUGUUUUCUAGAAGGCGCUUUCGAGGCGCCCUCAAGGCUCGCUUCAGUUCCACCGGCUUAAGCCUUGGGUAGUUGGAUUGAGUCUUAUGACUCAUACGCUUCAAAUGUGUUUCCAGUGACUCAUACGCUUAAAAAAUUCUGAUUUGAUCAUGGGAUUAUUAUUCAUAAAUAAAAUUUAUGCUGACCCUUUUUAUUCAUUAGUUAGCAUGUUUUUAGCCUAUUAACCAUAUAUUUGCCACAUUCACUACUUCCUUCACAGCUUUAAUUGCUCUACUUUCCCUCUGAUAGAAAUGUACCCCAUGGUGAUAAUGGAAAUUUUAAACAUGCCCAUUCUUGAACUUGACUGACCUUAAGUGAAAAUGACUUUUAAGUACACUUUUUAGUUGAUUCAUCAAAUAUGUGUUUAAAAUAUAUCAGAGGUUUAAUGUUCUGAAGUUUAAGCAUCAUGAACGUUGGUAAACCCCGUGUCUCCACUUGUUUUGUGGAUAAUAUCCUAUUAGAUUCUAAACUUAUGACUUUUUUGUUUCCUCACAUGUGUGCCACACUGUCAAUGCAGGUAGUUUAAAGAAUUAAGUGUUGUUAUGUUGAGGGAUACACCUCAAACUGCCCCGAGGCUUACACAUCAACUCAAAUAAACAGCGCCUCAAACACCUUAAAAAAUGCCUUUUCAAACCAUGCCUAAUGCCACUGGAGAAUGAUCUACAUAUCACAUGAGGGUAAAUGCUAGAUAACUGCCUCAAGGCUUGCGCUUCAACAAGUUCAAGUCCGGCCGAGAUGAGACACUGAGGAACAUGUCUCAUUGGCUGUGUAAGGAUUACACUUCAGAUAUUCCGCUAAAAUGGACAGUUGACAAUAAAAUAUGGCGGUUUUAGGUGAGGUUCAACUCAAUAAGAUUUUUUCUUUAUAAAAAAUGAGUAUGCUCUUUUACAGACUUUAAAAGAGAAGAAAACAUGAAUCCAACCAAAACCUUAAAACUUCGAUGUUCAUUCUCUACCUAGCUCUUUGAUCAUAUUCUCUAGUUGACUGCUUGGAACAGUACAAUUCUGCGCAAUUGCUUUAAUUUUCCUUGGCUAAAACAUCCACUUUCUUGUAUGUUCAGUUGAUUAGUCAUGCUCGCGUUCCUUGCUUUUGUGUUGAAGAGUUGAUUUGAUUAUUUGAUAUUUUUGUUUGAACUACAGAAAUGUACCAUGGAAGCAUUAUUAAUGUUAUUUAAACUUAUAUUUACUUAAGAACACUUUUUAGUUCUCUUGCUGAAUGAAUUAUUUAUGAAUUAUUUUUUGUUAAGUAUACCUUAUUACCUUAUAUGUGAGGCUUAGGUGCUACACUGCUACAUCACUCGAGGCUUACACCUUGUGAGCCUAAGGUGAAGUGCCUAAACUAAUAUAUUAGCUUUUUAAAACUGAUUGAAUAUUUGUAUGGGCAUUUGGUACACAAUGACACAUAUUCGAGGAAGGACAGAUGAUUUACUAAAGAAUCUCAAAAAGUGAGCAUGGUUCAUAAAUAGAGACAAAUAUAUAAGGAGUUCUGGUGUAACUGUAUAAGAAAUCACCUUUUGCCAUAUGCAGGUGCAGGUUUCGGAGCAGAAUUCUCAGCCAUGACAACACUUAUUUUGUGACCUCUCAUUAUCUGGCUGCCAAACACAGCAUGUGUUAGGCAUCAUGAACGUUGGUAACCCCGUGUCUACACUUGUUUAAACCAACUGCAUCAGGAGGAUAUUUAUUGUUUCCACCAUAACCACCACUUAGAUGUGGAGGAUAACUGGUAUUACAGACUGGAGGAGGACCCUGACCUGCUAACCAUAACCACUGUUAUCUCUUCCCUGGUUAUCACCAUAAGCACUGCUUCUACCAUCUCCUCCACUUCCACUAUCUAACCCUCUGUCUAUUAUUAUCAGCUCCGACGCCAUCACGAUCAUCAUUACCAUUAUUUACCAGCAGGAGAAGGCUCACCACUUUUGUUACGUUCAACUCUUCUAGCAAAGUUCAGAUUUCCACAACUAGAGUCACACAUGCGGAGAUUAAUAUCGUCCCAUAGAUAUUGUAACUCACAAGAACAUUCAGCAAAUCAGCAGUGAUAAGAAAAUACUCGGUAAAAAUUACAAAUGUUGAUUAGGGGAAAAACAAAGAAAGGCUUGUGUGAAAAGAAACAAGGAAUAUAAGCAGUUCUACAAAUUUCUUUUUAAAGACAGAAAGAGCAGUGGACUUCUAUUGAUGCUCAGUGCUCACAGUUCAAAUUACUUUACAAGUUAGGGUGUGCCAAGGCAUCACGAGCACUGAUCCUCUCUGUUGGGUGUGCAAGUACAAAAUAAGACGAAUUUAGCAAAUAAUAUUUUGCAAAGAGUUAUGGCAGAAUAAUUCUAGAAGGAUAUUAGCUCUAAAUGAGAUUAAAAAUAGUCCAAAAUUUCACAUUAUGAUUAUAUUUGUUUUAUUCCAAAAAUACGAGUAAUAUAAGUCUUUUCUUUUUAUUCAACCUUCAACCUAUAAUUUCUAAUAGAUUUAUUUAUUAAUAACAAAAAUCAUAGUUUUAUUUAAAAUAAAAACAUAAAAAAUCGUAGAAAAUUUAUAAAUCAAUAAAAAAUUCGGCAAAAAAUAAAAUAAAAUAAUAAUAAAAAAAAGUAUUUAAAAAAAUAAAAAAUCUAAAAAAAAUUAAAAAAUAUGUAGGUCACUACCUCCACAUCCCACACCUCCUAGCACCACCACCUCCGGUCGCUGGAAAAAAGGUCAUCUUGUAUAAAAAUGUCACAUUUCUCUGAGAAUGCCAUGAAGAUGACAUUUUUACUCUUUGAAAAUAUUUAGCUUUCUUUUCAAAAUUGUCAUCACGAUGACAUUUCCCCCCAACUUGGCAGUCCUUUACGGCGACCGGAGGUGGCGAUGCUGGCAGGUGCCUGAGGUGGUGGUUGAGGUCUGUAUAUUUUUUUUUUUUACGUUUUUUUAUUUUUUUUAUGUUUUAUAACGAUUAGUUAAAAAGUCCUAUUAGGAAGGACAAGGGAAAGGGUAGAAUAGGAAGAGUUAGUCCUAUUUUGUGAAUUUAAACUUUAAACUUCUAUUAUUGCAAUGAUCCUUUUAUUUAGUCCUAUUUAGGGAAAUCUCUCAUUCUAGAACAAGGAAAGAAUAUCAGGGAAUAAAGCUACCAAAAUAAAGGGCCUAACAUAUGAGUUUUUUUUUUUCAAAAAUAUUAUUAAAAUAAAACUUAUUUACACAAAUAUGACUAAUAAUUACUAAAAUAUAGUGUCAUAGUAACUUAAGUUUUAAAAAAUGAACAUAGCUACUAUGAUUCCAUUACUACUAUAAUCACUAGCAACACUUUAGUAAAUUACAUGUAUUUUAGUCAUAAAUAUUUAAUUAUUCCCUAAAAUAUAUUAGGAAACACAUUAGAGCUUCUACCCUCCCCUCAACUUCGAGCGUGCAGGUCUCGAACACCCAACACCCAACUUGCCAAGUGUUUUUGUGAAAAAUAUUUGCAGCUUGAUGUUUGAUCUAAGUGCAAAGGCCUUAUUUCAUUUGAUAGUACCCUUUCCCGAAUAAAGUAGCAGUCCAUUUCAGCUUGGAGAUAAAAUAAGUGUCCCACCAGUCAUCGAUAUUUUGCUGCAUCUAUCGUGGAGCUAUCAUCAGCUUUGUCUAGGCGCAGAUUCGAUUCCAUUGGAAAAGGACUAGUGCAACACCCUAAUUGCCCGAUUUCGCUUAGGAUAUCCAUCGUGUACUUUCGUUGACUCAAGACGAGUCCAUUAUCAGUUUGAGCCACCUCUAUGCCCAAGAAAUAUUUCAAUGGCCCUAAAUCCUUGAUGCUAAAGUGCUCAUUUAAGUGGUUCUUCACUUCCUGAACUUUUGCAUUGGUGUUGCCUACAAUAAUAACAUCGUCCACAUAAAUUAAGGCUGCGAUGUAGAUAGGUCCUUUCUUGAAGAUGAACAAAGAGUGAUCUACUCAUGAUUGUCGAAACCCAAUAUUGAGGAGAAAUUUGGUGAAUUUGUGAUGCCAGCUACGAGAUGCUUGUCGAAGACCAUAUAGUGACUUUUGCAAGUGACAUACCCCGGUCUCUCCUUCCUUCGCGGAUCCUUUGGGAAUCUUCAUGUACACUUCUUCCUCCAAAUCCCCAUGUAGAAAUGCAUUGUUUACAUCAAGUUGAUGAAUGCCCCAACCCUUCUUGGCCGCGACCUCAAGCAAACCUCUGACAGUGACAAGCUUAGCUAUUGGAGCGAAGGUCUCAUGGAAAUUGAUACUGUCCAGUUGAGUGAACCCCCUUUGCGACCAAUCGUUUCUUGUAUCUAUCAACUUCUCCAGUCAAUUUGUAUUUGAUUUUGUAAACCCAUUUGGAGUCAACAAGACGUCUCCCUGGGUUAGUGCCUCAAGGGUCCAUGUUCCAUUGCUUUCGAGGGCAUUGAUCUCCUUCUGCAUUGCUUCUUGCCAUCUCAAAAUAUUUAGGCUCAUCACUUGUAGUGAUGACUGAGAGAAAAGCUUUAUGUUCAUUAGAAAAAGUUUUGAAAGAGACAAAGUUUGCAGGAUGAAAUACCGUCAAGGACUCUUGAGUAGCAACGGGUUGAGAGUGGUCUAUAGAGGGUGGAAAGCUAGUAAUGAAGUCAUUGAGCCUCUUGGGUUGAGUUUUCAUUCGUUCUGAUCUGCACCAUAACUCUGCCUUGACUGAAGCCGCCACUUUCACUCUUCCACCCAUUUUCGGCUCCAUAUAAUAUAGACCAUCUCUGCACUUACCCACAUCAAUUAGGGUCCUCGAGCGUAUGUCUUGCGAAACACAAAAAACCGAGAAGAAAGUCAUGGCGCAAUUCAAAUCUUUUGUCAUAUAACUAAUUGAGAGUAGGCUGCAUUUAAAUUGCGGAAUGAAUAACACGUUGUUGACUUUCAACCCAUUCGGUAGUAUGGAGUUCACAAUCCCCUCUACUGGAAUUGUGUCUCCGUUGGGUAUUGAGACCGACAUAUGACCAUAUUUCCCUUUUUCUUGCAAUAUGUUGCCAUCAUAUGUGAUGUAAUCCGUGGUGCCAGUGUCAAUAACACAUGAUCUAUUUGAGUGUAUCUUACCAGCCAUGUUCACAGAAGAAUGACUUGCUUCGUGUGAACCACCAGUUUCUUUAAAGUAGUGUUUGAUGAGUCUUGAAAAUUGCUCAGUUGAGAGUCCUGGUAUUGGACUCGGCUCUUGGUUGUCUUGUGAUGCCUUCAGGUUAAAUUUUCCAGAUGUUGAGCGAUUCCCCCCUUCUCCAUUCUGUUGUAUUGUUUUUCCCGACCACCAAUUUAGAUAUCCUAUUCUUUUGAAACACCCAUUGUAUGUGUGCCCAAGUUUUCCACAGUGUGUGUACUGCUCCUGUUUAUCAUUGCCUCCAGUUCUUUCUUUCCCAGACCCACGGCCUACUUGUUUCCCUCGAGUAUUCGUCGCCUCUUUAUGUAUCUGACGACUCUCAAUGUGUGCUUGAAAGGUUGUUGCUUCCGUGAAUGGUCUUGUGCCCACUGAGAUGGAUCUCUAUCGUUCAUCCUCUUCCACCAUAUGAUAGGUGGUGUCCAGACUCGGUGGUGGCCUUAAAGCGAGAAUCUGACUGCUUAUUGUUCCAAAAUUACUAUCAAGACCCAUUAAGAACUUGUACAUUUGUUCCCAACCGGCACAUGUACACUUUAACACCGGCGAGACUGAAUUCAUCUCAUCCCAAAUACCCCUAAGUUUGGUGUAAUAUGCUGAGACAGAGGAUCUAGCUUGACGAGUAUUUGUAAUUGUUUGUUUUAAUUCAUAAGCACGUGGCACGCUCUCCUUGCUAAAUCGUUCUUCGAGAUCUUCCCAGAUCUCCGCUGCUUAGUUAGCAUACUUCACGCUAUCUCUAAUCUCCUUCUACAUGGCCGUAGUAAGCCACCCAUUGAUCAUGUCAUCACAUCUCUUCCACGCCAUGAUGUCUUUUGAACCUUCUUCAGGCAUCGCGAUGGUCCCAUCGAUAAAACCAAUCCUGUUUUUGGCAAAGAGAAAAAAUUUCAUCUCCUGUGCCCAAUAAGAAUAAUUUUCGUCGGCCAGUGCAUCAUUGACAUCUAUCUACUGCGGGUAGUCUGAGGGAUGGAGAUAGUAAACAGAAUUGUCGUCGAUGAAUGGAGAUGUCGAAGACGAACUCAUCAUCUCUGAUGCUUUUGCCGCAUCAUCUCCAGCCAUGGUGGUUGGGUGAAUUCUGUGGUGAUUUAUUUGUUUGUCAGGAUCCGAACCUGCUCUGAUACCAUGAAGGAAUUGACCAGAACUAAUUGAUCUUCUUCAUUCACCAAGGUCUGUAUAUAUUGAUUACAAGAGAAGUUUUGGGUGUUCAUUUCUUUGUACAAUUAAAAUUUGAAAGAAAAAUAAAUAAUUAAAUUAAAUUAAUAUAUAUAUAUACUAAUAUGUUUGUCAAAAGUUUAGGUGUUCAAUUGAAUCCCCUUGAACUAUGGUGGCUCUGCCACUGUACAAGCGAUGAGUCCUAAUAUGGAAUAGAUCUCAAGAGUUAUUGUGGCAAAAUAAUUCUAAUUCUAGAACAAGGAAAGAAUCCUAGGGAAUAAAGCUGCGAAAAUAAAGGUCCUAAAAUAUAUUAGGAAAUAAAUUAACUAGAACUUCUUCAAUUCCUUCAUCACAAAGGUCUAAAUCGCUCAAGCCCUCACCGAUACACUCCGGCAUAUCCUUCGAUGAAAAGAAUGGAAGUAAAGAUAGACUAGACCAUGAUUGGUGUCAUAUGAAAGAUAACAAGAAGUUAUAAAAAAUUAUAUAUUUCUUGUAUAAAUCUGAGUACAAAUUAAGCAGUUAUAGCACUUUAAAAAAUAUAAGUUUUUUUUAUAUCCAAUAUUGAUCUCGUAUGAAAGAUAAUAAAAAGUUAUAAAUUUUGAUAUAUAUUUUGUAACAAUCGGAAUACAAAUAAAAAUGUUAUAACACUUUAAAAAACAAGAUUUUUUUAUUUGUGGGACCCAAGCUAUUUUCUCCCUCUUGUGCGUAGUAGGUUUUCCGUUGCUACAUACAGAAGUUGGCUGUUCUACACUACUACUAACUAGAGUUUAUAUUAGUAGUAGGUUGGGAAAUAUUUUUAACCAUGCCUCAAUUUGGUAAAUACUCUUUUAUUUAGCAUUAAACUAGGAAAAAACUCAUUAGUAUUUACUUAGUUAAAGAUUCUUUGUAUAACUAGAACUCCGUCGUCGCCAGCAAAGAGAGUAUCAUGCGAACUCAACUCACCGAGUAUGCAUCCAAUCGACCACAUGUCAAUUGAGGAUGUAUAAGAAUCUGAACCUAGGUAAAGCUCAAGAGCCCUAUACAUCGUGGCGGUCAUCUAUAAAAUGUUUUUAAAAGCUUCUGUAAAUUGUGUUACUAUUACUAUAGUAAUGAUAAUAAUAAUAAUAAUAACAAUAAUAGAGUAUAUUAAAUAAUUGGUAUAGUUAGCUUUGGAUAGGCCCAUAAGAAAAAUAUUAUAAAUAGGAGUUGGGAGUAGAAUGAAAGGUUAGGUAGAAUUUAGUUGGGAUUGGGCUUUGGGAGUGUGAGACUACUCUAAGUGUCUCAGUAUGCUAUUCUUUCUCUUUCUUCUAUAUUGUGCUAAUUCUUACGUUGAUUUGUAAGAAAUCUGAGAAUUUUCUCAGCAUUUCAGUGUUGAAUAUACAAAAGUAUUCUGUUAAAAUUGGAGUGCCUAUCAUUGAUAUCAGAGCAGUUCGGUCAUGUAGCCAAUGAAUGAGAUGUACAAGGUCGCAAAUGGAGAAUGGACUGGAUAACAUUGAGCAGUACAUGGAGCAGAACAAAACUGAUGUGCGACCGGUGGUGGCAAAUCUAGAGCGGAACACAACUAAUUAUAUUGAGAGUUAUUUUAAUAUUAUUAAUUAGUUGUACCAUAUUUGUAUUAUCUCUAGGUGAGUACAUGUCCAUGCAUCAUGCAUCACCAACUAAAACAAUGCUAGGUGGGUGCAUUCUUUAGUAUGACCCAUGCACUAUUAUUAUUUUUGGAUUCUCUCUCCUACCACUCCUAUUGUAAUGUGUGUUAAUAAUCAUGGAGUAGUAAUAAACUCAAUGCUUCAAUUCUAUGUCAUUCUCUUCCUUCGAUAAUUUAGUUCAACUCUUGA